AGCUGGGGUCCUGGAGCCGUGCGGAGGAGCCCUGGGGAAGUCUCAAAGUUUGCGUCUGGGGCGGUAGUGGGAAGUGGGCUUAUUGCAAAGGGAUUUUCUUGGGGUGAGACCUGAUCUGCCUCUGUUUUGGAUGCGCGCCCUGCUGUAGCCCCAUCAGCCUUCAGCCGGGUCCCUGGACAGCCUGUCUCCCCCGGCAGUUCUCAGAGUUCCGAGGUCACCGGCCGGGAGCACCUGGCAGCUGGUUCUCCGGCAGGUAGAUAGAGCACAGGACGCGCUUCCUUCCUAGGUGCCUAAGCUACACGCGCACGCGCACACCCCGCGCGGGACCCUAACCGCGGAGGCAUCUCCACCCGCUGUGCUCAGGCCGCAGCAUCCUCGCCCGGCAUGGAGGUGCUGGAGAGCGGGGAGCAGAGCGUCCUGCAGUGGGACCGCAAGCUGAGCGAGCUGUCGGAGCCCGGGGAAACCGAGGCUCUGAUGUACCACACGCCAGUGAUCAUGGUAAAGGCAGCAGGAAUGGUGGCGGCUGAACUUGGACAAAUCUUGCCAUUUACCACAUCUGCAGUGGAAUUUCUACGGCGGCAUUCAGAAGCUCACAUUAUUUGUUCAUGUGUUUGUUUGAAGAGGCCUUCUGUGAACAAGAGUUAAUUAGUCUGGUUUCUUUUCCUUUACUACAAGAUCAUGAGAGCUUUGGGGAAUGCAUUUCAUUUCCUUGGGUCAUGAAACUUAAAAAUGAAGUUUAUAUUUAAUGGAUCUAGUAGUUGGGGAAAUUAUAUAUAAGCAUACUGCUAUAGAACAAUGGCUUUUGGUCAGGAGACAUUCCCAGGUAGGAGAAAGUAAAGUCCAGUUUAACAGCAGUGCAGUUUUAGUUUGCAAUAUAUACAAAUUUAAGAGACGAGAAAAAGAAAGCCAAAACAGUUUUGGACUACACAGGGAGUUGGAGAAAUAAAACUAACCUGCAGGAAAGAUCAUGCAAUUACUGUAAUGAAUUUCAGAAAUGUAAUGAAGAAAUGGAGUUUGGGUUUACGGCUAAAUUAGGUAGGAAUCCAAUAAAAUUCCAAAAUGAUUUGAAGGAGGAAUUCACUUGGUUAUUUUGAAACAUGUGAUUAGUUAGUUUUGCUGAGUGAGUUUGCCUUCUUUUUAGAAUUUGAUCUAUAAUCAAGGUAAACCUUCUCUAGGAAAGGGUGGAAGUUCUAGCCAAAUGGUGGGAGGGAACAGGUGUGGGUGGGUAUGAGGGGAAGCCUUCUUGAAGGUAAGCUCCUUGAAGGCAGAUCAAAUAUAUCUGAGCUUCCCAUACACCUACUAGCUCAGCCCUGAGCUCAGAAAUGCUCUCUAAGAAUUUUUCGAUAUUGAUUUGCUUUGGAAUUUAAGUGCAUUAUCUGCAAGAAUUAUCGUUGACAUAGAAUAAAAUGUCCUAAAAUUUUUCAAGAUGAAAUCAAUAUAGUCAGAAUCCUGGAGUCUCAACUGGAAUUUAUCUGAGUCCAAAUAUCUUAAAAAGAUCUUUUUUGGGGAACUACUUCUGUUUUCCGACAGCUUGUGGCCAAUCUCAGAUUGAAGUGGGAUAGUUUCCAGGACCAAUAAUUUGUCAAGUGCCAAAACCUGUGCAAUGGAAUGGCAUUCUGUCUUCUGACAGCCUGAUAUUUGAAGUAUAUGGGUCUCGUAUCAGAACCUCCAGAUCUGCGCUGAAUGUGAUCCAGGAUUUCCUGAAAGUCUAUGUGAGAUACAGGAUUUUGGAAGGAAACCAUCUAGGAUCUGUCAACGCUCUGCUUUCCUAGAUUUUCUAAUCUUUAUUACCAGAAAGCAAUGUGCCUGGAGCAUAUUUUCCAAAAUCUCAUGGCUAUGUAUAAACUAUCUUCUGUUAGCCUUGUUGCAAAAGUUAGCUGAGAGUAUUCUAAAAGACAUGGUCUUGGGAAGUGUAUUUAUCUGCAGAUAAUGUACCGCAUCUUCCAGUUUACUUCUUAUAGAACUAAGCGGAAGAGAUAAAAGAACUGCCCCUUAAAGUCAUUCAUACUAGGAGUCAAAUUCAAGAAAAAGAUAGAGUUGGGGAAGGGGGAUAAGCUAUCGAUGCUGGUCCUGGCUACACCCUUCAUUGAUUGAUUAAAUAAAUCAUUUUGCUGUA
Molecule: messenger RNA, 2116 nt
Organism: Canis lupus familiaris (dog)
Lineage: Eukaryota; Metazoa; Chordata; Mammalia; Carnivora; Canidae
Product: cyclic AMP-responsive element-binding protein 3-like protein 2
Exons: 2
Coding region: 385-645 (86 amino acids)
Source: RefSeq, a predicted model, not a curated record